Messenger RNA from Saitoella complicata NRRL Y-17804, 2235 nucleotides. Its product is annotated as mitochondrial carrier. The transcript has 5 exons. Gene Ontology annotation, biological process: aspartate transmembrane transport; L-glutamate transmembrane transport; malate-aspartate shuttle. Bases 136 to 2235 code for a protein of 699 amino acids. Gene Ontology annotation, molecular function: calcium ion binding; L-aspartate transmembrane transporter activity; L-glutamate transmembrane transporter activity. NCBI's taxonomy places the organism in Eukaryota, Fungi, Ascomycota, Saitoellomycetes, Saitoellales, Saitoellaceae. The record is from RefSeq and is a predicted model, not a curated record.
AGACCCUGAGCUCGACGAAGUCAACCUGGUCCCCGAUCAUAUCCAUUCCCCCAACGCAUUCAUCCAGGUCAAUUGGACGUCCUGCUCGUCGUUAUUUAUACGGUUGUCAGGACCUGAUCAUCGCAUAUACCCGCAAUGGCUACCACGCUCGCCAGUAAACCGUUCACCCUGUGGGGAGGAGAUGCGCAUUUGAACACGAAGCAGACUUUUGAGAAGCAUGCGUCCUUGGAGAAGAAUGGGGAGAAAUACAUGACUCAGAUGGACUUUGUCAAUGCCAUUGCUCCUGACGACGAAGACUACCGCAAGAUCCCUCGCGAACAAUUCGCGCUUCUUUUCCGCAUCGCAGAUCGCUCUCGUACCGGCCUCGUGAAUCACCACGACUUUCACUACUUCCAAUCUCUUCUCUCAAAAGCCGAUGCUGACUAUGAAAUCGCUUUCCGCUUCUUCGAGCCCGGACCGGAUGGUAAGGUCGACUACCACAAGUUCCGAGAACUCUACGACAAAUACAAGAGCUCUGACGCGAUACCGUUCAACUGGGACUGUAAUUGGGCGAGUUUGUACAUCGGAGAGAAGAAGUCGAGACAUUCAAUGACUUACCACCAGUUCGGACAGAUGUUGAGGGGAUUGCAGGGAGAGAGGAUUCGACAGGCGUUCCACUACUUUGACAAGGAUGGUGACGGUUAUAUCGAGCCGAGGGAGUUCCAGAGGAUUAUCAUCGAGACGGCGAAGCAUAAGUUGUCGGAUAAUCUGUUGGAGAACCUUCAUACUCUGUGUGAUCUUUCACCUGGCGCGAAGAUCUCGUAUUCCGAUGUCCGUGCCUUCCACAAUGUCUGCAGAGAAAUGGACGUCAUCGACCGCAUUGUCCAGAACGCAUGUACUAAGUCUCAUGACGGCAAAAUCAGCAAAGAGGAUUUCCUCAACGAAUCCGCACUUACCACUCGUUUCUCUCUCUUCUCCCCCAUGGAAGUUGACAUCCUCUUCCACUUUGCCGGUAUUAAUUCCGAUGCGACGUCGGCUGCCCGUCUUGGUCUCGAUGACUUUUCCCGCGUGAUUGACCCAGCAUGGGAAGAGCCUCUCGAGGCGCAGAUUCGUGGUGUCGCCGCUAUCCACAAGUUGAAGGAGAAGACCACCGAGAGCGGGAGUUUCCUCACUCAAAUCCUGGAAAGUGUCCACCACUUCGCCCUCGGUGCCGUCGCAGGAGGUAUCGGUGCCACGGUCGUUUACCCCAUCGACUUGGUCAAGACCCGUAUGCAGAACCAGAGAUCAGCCGUGGUGGGUCAAUUGAUGUACAAGAACUCCCUUGAUUGUUUCAGGAAGGUUAUCAGGAAUGAGGGAGCGAUCGGGUUGUAUAGUGGGUUGGGACCGCAGUUGAUCGGUGUUGCACCUGAGAAGGCGAUUAAGUUGACGGUGAAUGAUUUGGUGAGAGGAAAGGCGAUGGAUGAUAAUGGUAACAUUGCGCUGCGCAUGGAGAUUUUGGCUGGUGCUAUGGCUGGUGGAUGUCAAGUGGUCUUCACCAACCCUCUCGAAAUCGUCAAAAUUCGUCUCCAGAUCCAAGGUGAACUUGCCAAGACCUCCGACGUCCCUCGCCGCUCUGCUGCCUGGAUCGUCAGGAACUUGGGUCUGUUGGGUCUCUACAAGGGUGCUUCCGCAUGUUUGUUGCGUGAUAUCCCUUUCAGCGCCAUUUACUUCCCUACCUACGCUCACUUGAAGAAGGACUACUUUGGCGAACGACCAGGAAAGACGCUGAGUAUCCCUCAACUCUUGAUGGCUGGUGCUAUUGCGGGUAUGCCAGCAGCAUACCUCACCACCCCCGCAGAUGUCAUCAAGACCCGUCUGCAAGCGGAGUCGAGAAAGGGCCAGACACAUUACAGGAACAUUCACCACGCCGCUACCACCAUUGUACGUGAAGAGGGUUUCAAGGCUUUGUUCAAGGGUGGCCCGGCACGUAUUCUCCGUUCGUCGCCACAGUUCGGAUGUACCCUCGCCGCAUACGAGUUCUUGCAGCGUUUGUUGCCAAUGCCAGGAAGUACCGCUCACUCUGAGUCUGCGUUGCAGAUCAGUGCGGCGGGUGAGGAGGAUAGGAAGAAGUCGCAUGUACCGUCUUUGCCGUACCUCAGGUCGAAGAACGCGCUUAAGAUGAUUUUGGACCUCGACGAGAACUUUGGCCGCCGGGCAAUGACCAUCCCCCAGGGCAUCCGCCUACCAGGUAUGGCAGGAGCUUCCACUCCGCAGUAG